AUGCAAUCAUCACAACGGUUAUAUCCUGGAUUAAAUACGAUUACAUCUACUGCUACAAUGACACGUUAUUCACCUACCGGAACCGGCGCAACAACUGCAGCAGCUGCAUAUCGUACUCGAAUGCCUAGUAAUUUUCAAACAAAUUCAAUUUUUGGCACUUUCGAUGAUACAUUAUUUCAAGCAAGAGCAGCACAAGCUGCACUUGCUGAAAUUGACGUUAAAAAUGUCAAUGUGGCUGCUAGUGGAAUGCUUCGACCAUCGGAUAUGUUUACCUAUCAUCCUACCGCAACAUCACAUUUGCCAUCGUCUGGUGAAUUUGAUUCAUCUACAAUUUCACAAAGUUCAAUUAUCGAUUCAUCCAUGAAUCAUGCAGCUGAUUCAAUGGCUUCCUUACAGCAUGUAAUGGCGAUGCAACACUAUCCAACUGCACAAUUUUCCCAAUAUCCAAUACCAUCACCGUUUGCAACCGCAACUGCAGUUGUUGCAUCACAAAGUGCUGUUGCUGCUGCAAUGCCAAUAUAUCCUUUAUCUGCUCAAGCCACAGAAUUGGAUACAGAUCCACGUGAAUUGGAACGUUUUGCAGAACAUUUUAAACAAAGGCGUAUCAAAUUAGGCGUAACUCAAGCUGAUGUUGGUAAAGCUCUCGCACACCUAAAAAUGCCAGGCGUUGGCUCAUUAAGUCAAUCAACGAUAUGUCGAUUUGAAAGUCUUACAUUAUCGCAUAAUAAUAUGGUAGCGCUGAAACCUAUUUUACAUUCAUGGCUUGAAAAGGCAGAGGAAGUAACAAAAACAAAAGAUGUCGCAGGAGACGCACAAGGUAUCUUACCAAAUAUGGAUAAGAAAAGGAAGCGAACAUCCAUUGCAGCACUUGAAAAACGUUUACUAGAAGAUUAUUUUCGACAGCAGCCACGACCAAGUGGUGAACGAAUUUCAGCAAUAGCCAAUAAACUCGAUUUAAAGAAAAAUGUUGUUAGAGUAUGGUUUUGUAAUCAACGGCAAAAACAAAAAAGUACCAUACAUUAUCGUAAUCGUGCAGCUGCCGUAUCGUACACCAAUCCAUCAUCAAUUUUGUAG
This is a messenger RNA of Cercopithifilaria johnstoni, 1074 nucleotides long. NCBI's taxonomy places the organism in Eukaryota, Metazoa, Nematoda, Chromadorea, Rhabditida, Onchocercidae. The record is from the annotation of a GenBank genome assembly.